Molecule: messenger RNA, 387 nt
Organism: Sinocyclocheilus anshuiensis
Lineage: Eukaryota; Metazoa; Chordata; Actinopteri; Cypriniformes; Cyprinidae
Product: TIMELESS-interacting protein-like
Exons: 3
Coding region: 146-385 (79 amino acids)
Source: RefSeq, a predicted model, not a curated record
GCCAAAAAUUCCAAAGAAGAAGAAGAAGAAGAAGAAGCCACGGCCGGCGGCAGAAACUUUGGCUGUGGUCCGUGUUGAUGAUCUUGUGCUGCGGUCGGUGUUGAAGUUUCGUCCUUUGACAGCAUUUAUUCAGAUCCCGUGCACCAUGCUCGAUCCGUUAGAAAAUGACGCGUUUGACAUUCCAGAUUAUGAGCACAUAGAGGAUGAGAGGUUCCCUCCUCUCCCUCCUCCUCCAUCGCCUGGUCAAGGAGACAUCGAGGAGGAUCCUUUUGGCAAUGGAGAGGGUGAGGAGGAAGGAGAAGUGUCAAAACUAGCAGAAGUGCCAGUGGCAAAAAGACGAACAGUGAAGAGGCCUCAGCCUAAACUGGAUGCAAACAGGUACUGAAC